AAAACAGUUUUUAUUUAAAAAGUGAUAGUUACUAUUUUUAAUCUGUGCUUCCAUACUGUCCUUUUUUUAAACUGUGCUCCUUGUACUCUGUUUUUUUUUAGUUUUUUCUGAACUUUUUUUUGGUGAAGUUUUUUCUAAACUAUGAAUUCUCUUUCCAUGCUUUCUCCUUCAAAUAUGAUGGCGUUUCUCCAGAAUCGUUCCAUUUCCCUGGUGGACAUGUACAUCGACAAUUCUGAGCCAUCGGAGAAUGUUGGACAAAUCCACUUCAGCUUGGAGUACGAUUUCCAGAACACUACUCUGAUAUUGAGGAUCAUUCAGGGCAAGGAAUUACCAGCAAAGGAUUUGAGCGGUACAUCCGACCCGUAUGUCCGGGUUACCCUUUUACCGGAUAAGAAGCAUCGGUUGGAGACCAAGAUCAAACGGCGCACGCUGAACCCAAGGUGGAAUGAGACAUUCUACUUUGAAGGGUUCCCCAUACAGAAACUGCAGAGUCGGGUCCUCCAUCUCCACGUGUUUGACUACGAUCGGUUUUCGAGAGAUGACUCCAUCGGAGAAGUGUUCCUGCCUCUGUGUCAGGUGGACCUGAGUGAGAAGCCAUCAUUCUGGAAAGCUCUGAAGCCGCCAGCGAAGGAUAAAUGUGGCGAGCUGUUGACCUCAUUAUGUUACCAUCCCAGCAACAGUGUGCUGACCCUGACAUUGCUGAAGGCAAGGAAUCUGAAAGCUAAGGAUAUUAACGGGAAGUCAGAUCCCUACGUGAAAGUAUGGCUUCAGUUCGGUGACAAGCGCAUAGAGAAACGCAAGACGGCUAUCUUCAAAUGCACCCUGAACCCAGUCUUCAAUGACUCCUUCUCAUUCAACGUACCCUGGGAGAAGAUCAGGGAAUGUUCUCUGGACGUCCAAGUUAUGGACUUCGACAAUAUCGGAAGGAAUGAGCUGAUCGGGAGAAUAUUGCUUGCCGGUAAAAAUGGUUCCGGCGCAACAGAAACGAAACAUUGGCAGGAUAUGAUCACGAAGCCGCGGCAGACCAUCGUUCAAUGGCAUCGUCUGAAACCGGAGUGAAAAAAAAAUAAAGAGCAAAAAAAUUAAUAAAAAAAAAUAUUACAAAAACGUCAUAAGACUGAAUGGUUAACAAAAUUUAAUGACACUACCACUCUCUGAACUGUCCUUUUAAAGCGUUGUGCUUUUAUUGUUAUUUUUGUUAAAAAUAAUAUUAUAUUUGUUAAUAAAUUAUUUUUUGUUCAGAAUAAUUUGUUACCAAAUAAUUAUUUAUGUUAUACCAAAAUGUUGUUUGAUGACUUUCUUUUUGGAAAAAUAAUAAUAAAAAUUCUAUUUUAUUUAUUCACAAUUCUAUUUCAUCUGAGCACACGCUAUUUCUCGAAUCUUGACUAUCUUUAAAAGUAAAAAAAAGUUAAAAUGACUUAAAAUUAAAAUCAAAAAAAUUGGUGAUAUUUCUAAAAAACAUGAAAAUCAAAAAUGUUGAAAAUUAACUUUUUCCUAAAACUAAUUAGUUUGAAAUGAUGUGCAUAUAAAUAUUGCGAUUAAAUUAAAUGCAAUUAACGUAUUUAUUAAUAGUUGGUUAAAUUAUUUUUAUUAAGAUAUAAUUUAUUUAAUCGUUAAUUGUAAGUCAUUCAAAAAUUACCGGUCUUUUUUUAAAAAAAAUUACCGAUUUUUUUAUUGUAAUAUAUCCAUAAUAAUUUAUUAUUU
This is a messenger RNA of Spodoptera exigua (beet armyworm), 1704 nucleotides long. Lineage: Eukaryota; Metazoa; Arthropoda; Insecta; Lepidoptera; Noctuidae. The record is from the annotation of a GenBank genome assembly.